AUUGUCAAAUUGAAAGAUUGCCCAAUUUGAAAAAUUAAAGAUAAUUCUGGAAGGUCCAAAGCCGAAAAUAGAAAAUGCUCGCCUUCACAAUAAAUCAAUGAACUGGUUGGUUUUUGAAAGGCUAAAUUGAAUAAAUAAUCCAAUCACAUGACAAAAUAAUUAUAUGGGAAAAUGUUACAGGCUAUACCCAUUAAUAAAAGUUGUUUAGUGAGACCCACAACUUGUUUUUUAACAGUGUAUUGACCAUUUUGAAUGACUUCACAGCGGGGAAACUUGCUGUGCGUUUAGCAGCUUUGCCAUUUUUGAACUAAUAGUGUUGUCGUAUUAGUACAUUGUUUGCCUUCCAUAAAUUAAUCACGAGGCAAACACGUUUUUAAAAAAAAACGCGCAACUUUUACUUUGAAGGGGAAAUCGUGCGCUUUCCGACUCUAGACUCUCUUCCCCAACUCUUCUUGGCGUGAAUUUAUGUAAGAUUGCAUUGCACGUGUUUUUACAAUAGAACGAAUGAAUCGAGUCUAUUUCUCUAAACUGACAUUCGAGAAUCCCGUCGGUCUGCCAUGGCAACCCGCAAACUAAUGCUUCCUUUCAAAAAGCUGGUAAGAAAUAAACCACCGGCGGCCCGUAGAGAAAGCAACACACCCGACAACACGAUGCCGUGGGGAAGGUCUCGCGUGACAGCCACUCCGAAACCCUUCGUGGGUGCGUUUGCGCCGUUCCCGCGCUCCACGUGGAUUCACGCUCACGUCCCGCAGGACAACUACGACCGCAUCUGCAAAGUGAUCUGGAGAACCGCAAAUGAGGCCCAGGAGGAGUUUGGUUCACCUGAGAAGCAGAGGAAUAAAGAGUGCAGGCUACUGGACAACAAACCAUGUCAUCGGGCCAAGGAGCAGAAGAAGAAGGAGGCGGAUGACUUUGGUCUGAGCACACGCUAUGAGGAGGACACGCAGCAAUACCACACAGCCUUCACACUUCCUUGCCCUCGCCUCUCAGGCCACGGCGCUCCCCGUGUGGCCCAGCCGGCACGGGAACUGAAGCCUGUGAUGGAAAAAGAGAUGAAACGAGCCGAGGAGGCAAGGGGGAACACUCAUUUGUCACGUCGGGAGGAAGAUGCGGGAGAUGGAAAAAGUAGUGUGUCAUAUCACGUUAAGUGGAUCUUGGUCCCCGAAUCCACCAGCAGAGAAAACAAUCAAAGCUCUGAACCUCAACCUCAACCUCCGGGGCCGAACCCAGUCGGCUCUGCCGCCGCGGACCGAACAAUGCCCCCUGAGGAUGAUGACGAUCCUCGGGAGGCCACGUGCGAAGGCGAAGGUGUGGAGGACGCGAGUGGCAGCUGCGACAGCGACUCUAGCGAGGAUGAGGACUUUGUAAGCCCACCCGGGGGGAGAAGCCACGGCACGGACAACAGCCGUAGUGAAUCAGAGAGUGAAAACGACAGCGACGGAGAGAUGCAUGAGAUCUUGCACUCCUUUGAUGGAUCAACCUCCAACAGCGAGCAGGAUUCCCUGUACUCCUGCACAGAGGAGGACUUCCCGCCCCUAUCCACCGCAAGGCCCGGCAUCCCACGUCGUCCCGCGGAGCCGCCAGCCUCGGGGAAGGUGCCGAGCGACUGGGAGAUUCCCCUUUCAUUCUGGGCCCCACACGGCGUCCCCGCCGCCACUUUGGCGAGCUGCCCGAACGCCCGCGCCCGCGCCGCCAUCCGAGGCAAAGCACAAGCACCUGCGGCGGGCUCUCUGAUCAGCGCACCAGCGGCAGCGGCAGCGGCAGCGGCAGCGGUAGCGGCAGCGGCAGCGGUAGCGGCAGCGGCAGCACCAGCAGCCGCCCCGAAAGAGCAGGCUUAUGACCUGCUGGCGGACUUCCCGGCUCUGCAGCCCCCAGAGAAACCUUUAGCACCGGGCGCGUGGCGUGAUGGGAGCAGGGGCCGCGCGCGCACAAAAGUCCCAUGCCAAGAAAGAGGGGGUCCCCGUCGGGGGGAAAUUCAAAUCGUGCCCCUCGAGGUCUUCUCCAUCUGCACACGAGAUCAGAAAGCCGCAGGCACGUCUCGUGCCGUCAGCGGUGGGGAACUGAAGGCCGCCAACCAGCCGCCUCCUGGAGGUACAGAUGGCGUGGACACUAAUGCCAGGUCCUGGGCCAGCGCUGCCAAGGUGGGCCUGGAGCAAGCAGCUGCCCCCCCCAGGAGAAGGCCAGACCUCGUACCCUUCAGCAGAUAGUUACCAUUAACAGAGCCAAAGGCCAAGGGAACAAGGGCUGAACUCGGCGUCAAUUGUGUUCGUGCAAGACGCAACCGGAUAACGACAACUCACUAGACUUUGUUAUUUGCCCCUUGCUACCAAACCUAACAAAUGUGUGCAUCACCCUUUUGGUACCCUUUUUUGGUUAAUUUACUGCUUCUACGGCACUGAGCCAGUGAGAUUCAUCAAGUGAGGGGGAGGCAAAGGACUCAGCCGACACCGGUCGGUGGUUUGGCCCAUUAGUGAGCGUAUGCCUGCUCUGCACACACAAGUGAGGCCCCUAAAUAAAAAAUGCAAACUAUAUGCACUUUGCAAAUGAAUUGAGUGAUGCGUAGUAAUAACAAAAUCUCAUUGUACUUUGGUGAUAGUGAAAUGGCGAUUAUUCAACAGUGCAGUCCUUUUUUCGCCAGCGGACCUUCUCAUACAUAAUGCAUCCAAAUCAUUGCAUUUUUCCUCCAUUCGGGGCUACAAUGCAUAUUUCAUCAAGGCGGUGAAAUAUUAAGCACUCUUACGAUUUGAUAUUCUCUUCUAAAGGGGGAUUUCAGUUUAUAUAUUUCCUUCACAUCACUGGUGUCUCCUCUGGGACCAAACUUCCGGGGGGGAUGUCUUUAUUUGGCAUGUUUGUUUAUCGGAGAGACGUCUGAUUGGUUGAUGCUGGAGUAAUGAUCAAUGAGCCAACCAAUCAAUUCCAGAGAUUAUCAAGGCUCAGAGGCCAUUGAUCUAUAAGUGGGCUCAGUGCUGAAUGGCAGGUUGGCCUCACGCCAACUGAUUUGGUUGAAAUUAGAGAGUCUCAAACUGUGCAGAGUCUCUGCCUCCGUGGCAAUCAAAUGUUCAAAAAAUUGGAGAGAGAGAGAUGAGUAAGGAACAUUACCACGUGAAUGGGAAAGCAAAGGUCUGCGUUUUACCCUUCAAACAUUUUAGAAUGAAUGAAUGACAAUGUUUUUGAAAUUUUUACCACUGAAGGAGUUACUCCGCUGUAUUUUCAUUGUGAUGUAUUGUCACAAAAUUAUCUUAAAGUUAUCGGAUCCCAUUUAAUCUGAAUAUUAAAUCUGUUCUUUGAUAAAUGUGAAAAGUGUAAAGGUUUUUGGAGGAUCUGGUGCAAUUGUGACAUUUGAUUUUUGUCAUUUAGGAAGCUUAACAAGUGAUGUUACUUAUAGACCUGUGCAGCUGAGAGAACGGAUUUCAGGGAAACUGCUUACCGCACUGCCUACUCUCAAGUAAUAACACGUUAUUUAAAAUGCUAAAAGAAAUAGCAAAUAUUUGUUUUACAUAAGAAAACUG
This is a messenger RNA of Pungitius pungitius (ninespine stickleback), 3509 nucleotides long. RefSeq lists its product as uncharacterized. The record is from RefSeq and is a predicted model, not a curated record. The transcript has 5 exons. The coding region runs from base 558 to 2207 and encodes 549 amino acids. NCBI's taxonomy places the organism in Eukaryota, Metazoa, Chordata, Actinopteri, Perciformes, Gasterosteidae.